Aethina tumida (small hive beetle) is the source of this 770-nucleotide messenger RNA. RefSeq lists its product as uncharacterized. The transcript has 2 exons. The record is from RefSeq and is a predicted model, not a curated record. Lineage: Eukaryota; Metazoa; Arthropoda; Insecta; Coleoptera; Nitidulidae. Bases 1 to 618 code for a protein of 205 amino acids.
AUGGCAUACACACUGUUCGUAUUCGCUGGCCUCCUCGCCUUUGCCAACAGUCAUGGAAUAGCCGGAUAUUCAGCUGCUCUUCCAGUCUCUCCAUACUCAACGAUAAUAAACACUCCAGCAAUUGAGAAAACCGUUGUACACCAUCCAGAUCCCAUUAUCUCAACUCGUACCGUUCCAAUAACUGUUGGCAGUAAAGUUGUAUCUCCAGCCAAGACCAGUGUGUACUCCGAAGAGCCAAACGUCCAUGAACAUUCUACUUUUAUCAGGACUGCCCCUGGACUUACUAGAACCGUCGUCCAGCAUCCUGCCCCAAUUGUAAACAGUAGAAUUUCUUAUCCGGCUCCAAUUGUUCAUGAAAGACUUCAUCAUCCUGCACCAAUUGUCGCGCCAUCUUUGCAAUAUGGUGGACCAGUUGUUGCUGAAGCUCUUCCUGUGGCUCCGGUUGUUAAUCAUCAUGCUCCGAUUGGUGUACCACCUGUUCGUUUUGAUGGACCAGUCGUUGCUGAACCUUUUCCAGUAGCUCCUGUUGUGAAUCAUGUUCCUCUUGGCGUGCCGGCCGCACGUUAUGGUGAACCAUUGGUUGCUAAUAGUCUUCCAGUGAGUCCGAUACAGUGGUGAAAUCUGUUACCUGUUAUGUUUUUGAAAUAAAUAAUUUAUUUAAACCAUGUUUCAAAUAUCAUUAUAUACAUAAUGUUGAAUUUAUACUACAAGAGAUGCAAGCAAUACUUUUAAAAAUUAUAAUACAAAAUUUGAAGUUACGAAAUUUUAAA